AUGAAGGGUGUUAAGGCUGCCGUGCGCGGCGCGCAGGAGACCCUGGGAUUCGACUCCCCGAGCCACAUGAAGGGUCUCCAGGUCUUCAUUGCAGACAUCCGCAACUGCCAAACAAAAGAGCAAGAGCGGCAAAGAGUGGAGAAGGAGCUGUCAAAAAUCCGGCAGAAGUUUGCCACUCCCAAGACUCUGUCUGGCUACGACCGGAAGAAGUACGUCUGGAAGCUGCUCUACGCAUACAUGCUUGGUUACGAGAUCGACGACACCGGCCACUUUCAGGCCGUGGAGUUGUGCUCUUCCCCCAAGUUCACUGAGAAGACCGCGGGGUAUCUGGCAACGUCACUCCUUCUGGCAGACAACAAUGACAUGGUGCGGAUGAUCGUGAACAGCGUGAAGACCGACAUCUCCUCGGGCAACGAGCACAUGGCGGCCUUGGCCUUGAACACCGUGGCGAACAUCGGCGGCCCAGAAUUUGCGGACAACCUCUUCACGGACAUAGCCCGUUUGAUCCUGUCCCAGUCCGGCUCGCUCUCCCCCUACAUCAAGCGCAAAGCCUGCAUCUGCCUUUUGCGGCUUUAUCGCAAGGAGAACGAUGGUUUGCAGCCGGAGGUCUGGUCCCCGAAGCUCGCUGCGCUGUUCAACGAACAGGACAUUGGCCUUCUAACGUCAGCCAGCGGCUUCAUGCUGGGCAUCCUGGAGAUGGGCAAGUUCCCGGCUCCGGCUUGGUCCGGCGUGGUGGUCCCCGUCUGUCAGUCUCUCGCCAACCUGGUACAGGGCAUCUGCCCCGAGCACUACGAGUACUACCACGUGCCGGCGCCGUGGCUGCAGAGCAAGCUGCUUCGCAUCCUGCAGUUCUUCCCAGUUACGACGUUUGAUGCAGAGCUUCUGCAUCGCCUGAACUUAAUCUUGCAGAGCAUCCUGGCGAAACCUUCCUCGCAGCGGAGCCCAGCACCAGUUCAACAAGGGGGCCCCAAGAGACGCACAAAGGUCGACGCCGAGCGGCAAAACCGCUCCAACGCAGAGCACGCCGUCCUCUUCGAGGCCAUGAAUCUCAUGAUCCACCUCGAGGACACGGCAGAUCCGGAGACCACGAAGACGGCCGCGGGCCUCCUUGGGAUCUUCCUCUCCUCCACGGACCCGAACAUCAGGUACCUGGGCCUGGAGACCAUGGCCCGGCUGGCGAGCAACUUGUCCACCCAUGAGUACUUGGACAGGUACAAGAAUCAAAUCCUGGACAAGAUGCAUGAAACGGAUAUCUCCAUUCGCCGACAGGCCUUGAACUUGCUCUAUGCUCUUUGCAGGCCGGAGAACUGGCAACAAAUCGUAGAUCAGCUCCUGGAAAUCCUCGGGGGCAGCGACAACUUACUACAAGAGGAGUUAGUCCUUAAGAUCGCCAUCCUGGCAGAGAAGAACGCAAAGAACAUCGGGUGGUAUGUGGAUGUCGUCUUCAAAAUGCUGGAGAGCGCUCCCGAUGCAGUGUCAGAUGACGUCUGGUAUCGUGUGGUGCAGGUGGUCACAGGAUUCGAGGACGGACCCUCCGAGGCUGAGCAGAACGCACUGAGAAGACAUGCAGCCAGCAAGGCCUACCAGAAUCUUUCCAGUCAGCGUGCAGCCCAUGACACACUGCUGCGCUUGGCGGCGUACCUCAUCGGAGAGUUCGGCCAUUUGCUGCCCCAAAGUGUGACGCCCCGCGCGAAGUUUGAAGCCCUUCACCGCCACUUCCAGAGAGGGUCGCCCCAAACGAAGGCCAUCCUCGUCCUUGCGGCGGUGAAGAUCCUCAAUGCGAACCAUGACGCGCUGAAGGGCGAGGUGGUCGGUUUCCUCAAAGAGAUCCAGGAUAGUGCCGACGUGGAGCUGCAACAGCGUGCCGUGGAGCUCUUGCAGCUUUCCCGGGAUGAGGACAGCCUGGACCAGGUGCUGAGACCGAUGCCUCCGUACGCGGAGAGUGUGCAGAAGAACAAUCCGUUAGUUCAGCGCCUGAAAUUUUCGGCAAAGAACCGUGCGCACACACGUGCAGAGCUGGAGGAGGCAGCCAAGAGCGAAGGCGGAAUGUACAAGCCAGGCCGCAGCAAGUCGGAGAGCGACGGCCGCAUCAUGGAGCUACCUGACCCAGGCCGGCCAAAGCCAGCUCCGCCCAAGGCUCAGGAGGCGUCAGCGUCCGAGUCUUCCGACUCUGAAGAAGACGCUGCCCCAGCUCAGAGCAACGGCGCAGCUGGCGGACAGACUCCCAAGGACUUGUGGUCGCAACUGUGCAUUGCGCCGCAAGGAAGGUUCUACACCUCACCGCAGCUUGUCCUGGAGAUGAAGCAAGAGUACAAUGCUGCGACAGGUCGCUUAACCAUCCUCUUUGUCAACUCCGCCAAGGCUCCCAUCGGCAACAUCCGAGUCCACAUUCCUCAGGUGGACUUCUUGCGAGUCCAGACUUUCAGUGAGGUGCCCUCUUCCCUGAAGCCGGGCGAACAGGCCACCCACUUGGUCCAGGUCCAGUGCCUGCGCCCCUUUCUGCAGCCAGCCAAGUAUUUGGUGGAAUACUGCACAGCUCCUGGCGCCCCGCCACAGCAGCUGCCGCUGCUGCUGCCUGCUGUGGUCAGCAAGUUCAUCACGCCAGCACAAGUGCAGAUGGGCCAGUUCCGGCAGUUCUUCGAAACGCUCACGGGGCCGCGUGAGAUGGUGCUGGAUGGCCAGGCCAAGGCUCAGCCGAACCAGUGGCCCAACUACCUGGGGAAGGGCUUCAACAUGUUCGUCCUCCCGGAGAGUGGGCCCACGGCCGCGUUCGCUGCAGGCACGCUGAACACGGCUACGCCUGAUCCUGCACAGCCUGAGAAGAUGAUGACCGUGCCGGUCCUCGUCCGCCUGCAGUACGACUCUGGGCGCAACCUCGUGAGGCUGAUCGUGCGAACACAGCACCCCGAGGUGACCAACGCCCUGGCAAAGGUAAUGCAAACCUACCUGAUGAGUGGAUGA
Symbiodinium natans is the source of this 2961-nucleotide messenger RNA. The record is from the annotation of a GenBank genome assembly. Lineage: Eukaryota; Dinophyceae; Suessiales; Symbiodiniaceae.